AUGGCUAUGGAACGUGUCAAGCAGCUUGUAUCACACAUGUCACCGGGAUCGUCGAAGGGCGUUGCUGCGCUGGAGCGUAAGAGCCCGGACGAUGUGGUCAUCACGCUGGCCAUCCGGUCGCCCCUUUGCAAAGCCAAGGGCGGAGGAUUCAUAACGGAUGAACUCAUGCUCGAGAUGUUCAAGCAAGCAAUCGCGCAGUCAGGGAUAGACCCCGCGCUGGUUGGGGACAUCACGGUGGGCAAUGUCCUCUCUCCAGGGGCAUUGUACGAGGCCCGUGUUGCGGCACUGGCGGCGGGCUUCCCUGAGACGGUGCCCGUGCAAACUGUCAACCGCUUCUGCUCGUCGGGCCUGAUGGCUGUCACCGACAUUGCGAACAAGGUCCGCGUUGGGCAGAUUGAGGUUGGACUGGCAAUUGGGAUCGAGAGCAUGUCGCAGAAUGAGGACAAGGGAGCCCCUACGAUCAGUGACUCAAUUAAGGCCAACCCUACUGCAUGCGACUGCGCCAUGCCGAUGGGCUGGACCUCCGAGAAUGUCGCUGGUGAUUUCCAUAUCAACCGUGAAGACAUGGACGAGUGGGCCACCCUAUCAUUCCAGCGUGCCGAACACGCGGACAGGUCUGGCUACUUCAAAAACGAAAUUGUACCAAUCACUGCCUAUGAGAAGCCAGAUGAGACUGGGAAGCGUGCCGUGAAGGUUGUGUCGAAAGAUGACGGUAUUCGUUAUGGGACGACCAAAGAUAAACUGCUUAAGGUCAGGGCUGCAUUCCCGCAAUGGAAGCCCUCGCAGACCACUGGGGGGAAUGCGAGUCAAAUCACCGACGGUGCAGCCGCAGUGUUGAUCAUGACCCGACGGAAAGCGGAAGAGCUAGGCCUCAGGGUGCUUGCCAAACAUAUUGCAACCGCUGUUGCAGGGGUUCCUCCGCGCGUCAUGGGCAUCGGUCCGACUUAUGCGAUUCCGAUGGUCCUGGAGCAUGUCGGCAUAACUCAAGACGAUGUAGACAUUUUUGAAGUCGCGACUGGGCUGAACGAGCUAGCCAGACGGAAUGGCAAGAUUCUGGUGACAUCGAUGUGCAUCGGGACGGGUAUGGGUGCUGCUGCUGUCUUUGUGCGGGACUGA
This is a messenger RNA of Postia placenta MAD-698-R-SB12, 1116 nucleotides long. RefSeq lists its product as hypothetical. The coding region runs from base 1 to 1116 and encodes 371 amino acids. The transcript has 6 exons. Gene Ontology annotation, molecular function: acetyl-CoA C-acyltransferase activity. The record is from RefSeq and is a predicted model, not a curated record. Gene Ontology annotation, biological process: fatty acid beta-oxidation; phenylacetate catabolic process. Gene Ontology annotation, cellular component: peroxisome. NCBI's taxonomy places the organism in Eukaryota, Fungi, Basidiomycota, Agaricomycetes, Polyporales, Adustoporiaceae.